Molecule: messenger RNA, 1621 nt
Organism: Colias croceus (clouded yellow)
Lineage: Eukaryota; Metazoa; Arthropoda; Insecta; Lepidoptera; Pieridae
Exons: 7
Coding region: 121-1215 (364 amino acids)
Source: RefSeq, a predicted model, not a curated record
AGUUGUCAGAGCAAAUCUGUGGCAAAGGUGGUAAAUCUGGGCAAAUCUCAGAGCAAUAUUAUUGCUCUGAGCUCGUUGUUGAUUGAUUGAAUUAUAAUAUAUAAUUAAUUUACCUAAAGAAUGUAUUGUGUUGUGAAAAAUUGUAAAAGUUUUUGGAAACCAAAUUCUGAUAUAAAAUUUCACAGUUUUCCAAAAAAUGAAGUCAAAAGAAAAAAAUGGCUGUCCAUAGUGCCUAUCAAGGGUAAAAUGUAUCAACACGCCAGAAUAUGCAGUUUACAUUUUAAGCCUGAAGAUUACGACCCAGGAAAAAAAUUUCUUUUGAAAAAUGUUGUUCCUUUUUACUUACCACAUCCUUGUAACUGCGGUUCAACUGUGAUGACUGAUGAGGCAUGUAGUGAUUGCAUGGAACUUUCUACGAGUACAAAUAUAGAAGAUGAUGGCGAUCCGUUGUCCGUUGACAUGAAUACAACUCAAGACGAAACAACUCUGGAAGAAAGUGAAAGAAAUGAUGCAUGUAGUGAUUGCAUGGAACUUUCUACAAGUAUAAAUGAAGCAGAUAUUAACGAUCCAUUGUCCGAUGACUCAUGUCAGUCGUAUUCAUAUACAACUCAAAAGGAAACAGCUCUGGAAGAAAGUGAAAAAAAUAUUAUAUUAAGGGCAUUGUUGGAACAGAAGAUUGACUCACAACAACAGAAUUCUCAAGCAAAACCCGGACCAUCAAAAGACAGCAUUGCUAAAUUUUUGAGGACAUUGAAACCGAAGAUUGUCUCACAACAACAAACUUUUAGAGCCGGACCAUCAAAGGAUAGCAUUACUGUGAAUAUUGACACACAAGACGAACCACCAGCAAAAAGAGCAUGUUUCAAAGAUUUCAGUGUACAAGUGAAAAUUAAGACUCCUCGUGAGAUAUCUUUACUGAAGAACAAAAGAGCGAUGCAGCGAAAGAUCAAUCGGCAACAGGAAAAAAUAAAAAAGUUGGAAUCUUUACUUUCAACUGUAAAAAAAUAUACGAACAAUACGGAAAUUGAGAAUAUAUUGCAAGGAAACUUUGCUAAUAUUUGCAAAUUGUUUGAUCAAGAGCCCAAAACUAAAGUACUGAAAUACAGCGAUGAAGUGAAAGGGUUCGCUUUGACCGUUCAUUCUUAUUCCCCGCAAGCAUACGAAUAUCUCAGAAAUGUUAUUUCCUUACCGCACACUUCGACACUUUUUCGGUAACCUAUGACAAUGGAAAUGGCUUUUGACCGCCUCCUUGGUACAGUGGUUGACGCGUGAGCGUAGCACUGAGGGGUCCUGGAUUCGAUUCCCGGUGGAGACGAAGAAAAUAAUGUCUCGAUCUGACAGGACACAGAAGGCUGAUCACCUACUUUUCCCUAAAGAAAAUCGAUCAGUGAAACAGAUGUAUAACGCAUUUGCCCCUUACCCCACUAGGGGACAUGGGACUUCACUUUUUUAAGGCUAUGGAAAUUGGAAAUCUCGAUUUUUUGUUACCCGAAUCUGAAAACCCCGAAAAUGGUUGGUAGAACUUUUAAAAGAUAGGUGUUAUUAAUGACAAUUUUAAAAUUCCUGUUUUAAUUUCCCUGAUGAAUCAAUUUCCAGAUGCAAUAAAACCAAAUUUUUAAAA